AUCCUAGCUGUCCUGUUCCUGGCUGCCCAACACACACUCUGGUCUGCCAGUGAAAGUCCUCCCUGCCACCCUCCCUUCCGCCACCAUGACCUUGUGUCACAUAGUGUCGUGUCAGACUUAUAUCACUGUUUACCUGAGCGCUGUCAGGUGUGAUAAUUGUGUGGUUAAUUAGCCAAUAACACGUGAGAGUAGUUUACUAGUGUUGCCAUGGGAUCAUCUUGCCUCAUCAAGACGUGCACCGUCAAGAAGGCCAAAGUCGGGGCGUCGUUCCAUCGCCUGCCCUGGAAAUAUCCAAGCCUUUUCCACACCUUACAGCAGGUUUUUGGAAACAGCAACGUUCGCGAACUUACUCGCUGGUCUAGGAUCUGUUCACAUCACAUCGCCCAGCUGGCGCCCCUGGCCACUACUGACGAGGUGGUGAGACGCCUUAUGGAGUAUUAUGCUUGGAAUGCCCGCAGCUACAAGAGAAUAUUCGAAUUAUCCAAACUUGAGAGGGUGAGCGAGCCUCAGAAGACCCAUGAAGGUGACAUGACCUUGACUCUGGAGGACCUAGUCAAGAGCGGAGUGUUUGUGGUAGGAAACAGUGAGAGUGACAGCAAAAGUGUGAGGGGCGAGGCAGCGUGUGGGGACUGGCAGAGUGUGGCCAGCAACAAGAGUGAUUCGUCCUUUCCCUCAGAGGAGGAUGAGGAGGAGGCCUCAGUGCGGAGUCUGGCAUCCAGCGGGGCGCAAGAGUCAGGUCACUACGUGGGCCAGUAUCUACUGCAGAUAUUGACGGGGGUUCUCGCUAACCAUCCUUCCUCAGGCGACCACAGUAUGAUCCCGGAUGACUGUGCGGCCGGAGCCAUGGACUCACCCAUGGACGAGGCUGGCAAGUCGAAGAAAACGGGAGGCGGGGAGGAGGAGGAGCAAGACAUUAAUGAUAACCAUACUAAACUGGCUGCUCAGGGAAACUCUAGUGGCGAGACUACUGAUGUGUUGACAAAUGGGGAGGUACAAACUAAGGAAAGUGAUAGUAAAGAAUCUAUUGAUGAGUCGAGUAGAACAGAUGAUUGUGAGGAGGAAAAGGACAAUAAAAUGGAGGUGGAAGAACCAGAGGAACCUCAACCUCAAGUAGAUAUUGAGGGAAGUGAAGAUGAGAAAGACUCUAGUGAAGAUGACGAGGAUAAGUUAGUGAUAAGUGAGGGUAAUGAACGGGGUACGGAGGAGUCGGCUGAUGAGAACUCUAAAGGAGAAGCUGCAGCUGCAUCACAGAAGAGUACAAGUAGAUCACCAACUCCAAAGAGAAGUGAAAAGCGACCAGCAGAAGAUGAGGCAGCUCCUGAAGUUGCAACAAAGCGACCAAGACCUUUAGAGGACAUGAUAUCCCUUGAUUCUCUGACCUCAGUCUCCCAAGUUGAGGGAUCUCUUGGCCAGGUGAAGCAGGAUCUUGAGGCAUUAGAGUUUUUGAUCAAACAGAAGGAAGAAGAAUGGAACACCCUUCUCAGAUUACAGAAACGUAAGGAAGAGUUGUACAUCCGACUGGCAAGAAGACGACACGUUCUCCUGAUGAAGAGUGGCCAAGGUGACGGAGAGGAAGAAGUUCAGGGCGAGGAAGGAAGUGAAGAGGGGCCGAGUAAUCUUAUGUUUCUACCUCAGGGAGGGUAUUCCUCCUUGGGUGGCCCACAGCUACCACUUAUGAUGAUGAGUCAACUGCUAGCAGGCUCCUCCUCACCUCAGUCUCUCCAGAUGCUACCACAAGUUUUAACCACAAAAGAAAACAGCCAAGGAGACGGUGGUGGCAGUAACAACAGCAAUAUCAGCGUAAUAGACAUUCACACAAGCAGUAACAAGCCUGGCGGUGAAACUCCAAAGGUGUCCAUGACUCCAGAAGCUCAUAGCAAACUGAGCAAGCAGCUAAGCUCUGGCCUGGCCUCCAUGAAGCCCAUACUACCUAAGCCACCAGGAGGCUUGGGUGGAAUACCAGGUCUUCCUUCAUCCUUGUCCUUCACAGCCACUGGUCAUGGUCCCCAAGGCCCCACAGUCAACGUCCAACACUUAAUAGCAGCUCAUCGAAAGGAGAACCCCAACACUCCUCCCAUCAGUUUGAAAAUCCCAACCAACAGGAGAGCCACAAGAGGGGCCUGGCGACAUCGCUAUGACGGAGACAAGCGAUCAUCCCGUGACCAGGACCGUCCCCCUAGUGUGUCCAGUUCCAGCAGUGAUGCAGAUACACGAACCACACCCUCAUCCAAGGGUUUCCUGGCCAUGAGCGAUCCAUCCGUAUCUUAUAAAGAUGUUCUUCUACGUUUUGCUGAACUAACUCAAAUAGAGAAGCAGCCUGGAUCCCCACAGAUCUCAAUUUUCCCUGUGGGUAGCAGUGAUGGGGGCCCCAAGAGGUCUGAUGGUAGUCGAGAGUCCACCCCCACAGUGAGGGACCACACCCCUCCUGCUGCUGCUCCUCCCACAACAAAGCCCAAUCUUGAAGCACCAUCAGCCCUAGCAAAGUUACUACUGGAGUCAAGAGCGAGUGUAUCUAGUGGCAACUUAACUAAGGCUGUUGGAGAGAGCGCCUCAAACUCUCAGUACCUGACACUCUCUGCUCUUCUGUCUGGUGGCUCUACUACAACUGUCAAAGAUAAGGUUGCUGCUCAUGCCCAGUCGGAAAGUCGGAGCAAGAAAUCGAGCCACCAGCCUGAAGAGGGAAGUGGGAAUCCCAAAUGUCAAGGAUGCCACAAACAACGAGCACAGUUUGUUUGUGCUGGUUGUGGAAAUCAAUGGUACUGCUCUAGGGAGUGUCAGGUAGCAGCAUGGGAGGAACACUCAGAACACUGUAAUAAUUAAGUAGUGAUGGGACUAUGUGUACAUAUCCUUGACCGUACCUCCAGAUUAGUGCAUAGGGGGGAUGCAAGAUCACCACAAGCAACUCAACAUUUAUAAAGAAAGUCUUCAUAAGUGCAGAAAUCAUGAUGGACUGUGCUGUUAUUUCCUUUUCAAAAUAAUCAAAUUUUGAAAUUUAAUAUCUCAUGCAUGAAGAAAAAAUUUUCUACCGUAUUUUUACAGUUACAGUCAACAUGACAAAUAUUGAACGGACCCUUGUCGGUGAUAAGUGUUGGAUCGUGUGUCUGUCCGCAAGACUGUAGAGAAGAAUUCACUCUCGAUAAUGAUACUGUGAUAUUUAAGUGCAUUUUUUGUAUACAAGAAGAGACUGUCGACAAAAUUGUUUUUAUAUGAAUCAUACAGAGGCUGUGUCCAAAAUAUGUAGUGUGUGAAAUCCCAGCCUCCUUUUGAACAACAGUGUACUGUAGUCUUACAUGAAUAUUUCCUUUUGAUAUUUCAAACUGUAGAACCUGACUUUGUAUGAACAUAAGUGCUGAAAUACUAAUGACACUACAGUAGUAAGUUUCUGGUAUGGGAUAGUUAUAGAAUCAAUUGCCAGAGUAUAUUUUGUACCAUACUUUGUUGCUUAUUGACCAUCUUCUAAGCCUGGAAGGUUUUUAAGUGCAGAUUUUAGGCCAAUCAUAUUAGAUAGAUCAAAUAAAGUUGUCUGUGAAUAAUAUAGACAUUUUAUGCAUUGAAAUUUUGCUGUAUUGAAAUGUAUUACAAUAAUAUUUAGGUUCACUUUGAAACCUGAAAUGUCUUCACUGUUAUAAAAUUUUAGUUUAAAAAAUAUGGACUAUCCUUAUGGAGUUUUGAUCUUAUUUGUUAUAUCAUGGUUACUUGUUGGGUCACACAAUACAGUACUACCUGGAAUAGUAUGUCUUUUAAAUAAGUUGAGAAUUGUGGCAUAUUUUUUAAUGAGGUUAAGACCAUUUGUGUCAUCGUUCAGAGGGAGCGUGUUAAGGUCUUCGAAACACUUGAGUCUUUUUAUUCUCAUUGGUACUUUUCUUGAAUUAUUUUGUCUUGGAUAUUUUUUUAUGCUUCGUUUAUUUAUGGUACAAUAUAUUCCAUGUAAUAUUUCUUUAAUGUUUUAAUUUGCCACCACUGUCAUCUACCUGAACUUUUGGAAUUACUUUAUCAAUUACUAUAUGCUUCAUUUUAUAAAGGAUAUUUACUUUGGAUAUAAAAUAAGCUCCUGGUCUUAAGUUGACCAAUUAAUUUAUGAAUUUCAGUGCAAAGUAAAUGUAGAUAAUAUUACAUCAAUGGUAAAUAUAAGCUUCAAGAUAUAGUUAAUUUUGUACAUCACUACCACGGGGGAAGCAAAGAGUUACUCUCUCUCACUUCAUCUUCCACAGUCCCACUCAGUUUAUGGUGACUGCCUGUACAUGUUUUUUUAAUUCCUUUACAAAGUUACUAUAUUCUCUUUCUCAGUCUUCUCUGUUUUCAUCAUUUUCUUUACCUAUUCCUCCUGCCAUAUUUUUGCUGUCACUUUUGAGUGUCUUUGCUCAGCCAAUACAAUUUUACCUUGAAUGUACUAAUUUAAAUCAGGUGAGAAGUUGCCAAUUGCUUUACAAAUGUAACGGCCAAACAAACAUCCAGACUUCCUCUGCCUGUGUUUUGUUUCACCCCCAUUUAAUUGGGAAUGAAAUAAAGUCAAUAGAUUUAGACAGAUAGAAUAAGUUGAAUCUUGCUGUUGCGUCAUCAAGAUGAUCACAAACUGAAUUGUUGAUAGAGUUGUACACAUAUGUAUCGAGUCUUUCUUUAACAUACUGUGCACCGAUUACACUUAAUAUGGACUGAAGUCAUUCAUCCCAAGGACCAGAAAACUAUAUGGCCAUAACUUUUGGAGAUUGAAAAUUGAAGAGGUUGAGUCUUUGAAUUUAUAAAUUAACAAUGAGAUAUAGGUCAUAUUGUCACUGUCCCUUAAAAUAUUUACUAACAUUCAGUUCUCAACACUAAUUCAGUGGAUCAUAUUUUUAGUUACCAACUUGAAGUAGAACAGCAAAAACAAUGUUAUGUGAGGGGAAGUAAUGAGAGACCAUAUUUUUUUACAUUUAGUGGUCCCAUUAAAGGGCGGCCCCUCUGAAUUUUUAAGUAUGAUAAUUGUAUCUUUUUAAUAUUUAACAGAAAAAGUUGUUCAAAAUGGUCCUCAAGCAUUAGUAGAAUCCUGUGGUAUGUAUUCCUAAUCUUGACUAAAUUUUACGUUCUGGUCUAAACUGUAAUUCAUGACAAAUAGGGCCCAUUUAUGUUGGAUGUGCUGAUGUGAGGCGAUCCUGGGUUGUGUGAAGCGACAGGGAUAAACCGGAUGUGUAUCGGGCGAACACCAUAGCAAAACACAUUUGGUAAGGCACUUAUAGAGAACGAAUGACAGUGAAUGAAAGGAGAGUCUGUGUUUGGUAUUAAUUCUGGCUGUUUUGUAAGAGUAACAAGGGCCUUGUAAGAGUGGGAAAAAAAAUUUACACAAAUUAAAAGUUUAUCAUCUUAAAGUUGAUUAGUAGAUAGAUAAGCUUUGAAAAGUGCUGUAUAUCCAAAGAUUUUCUUGGAUGGGUUAAUAAUAGUUUGUUUUGCUGCUGAAGUAAGUCCCAGUCCAGAAAUAUAUCUGGAUGAUUGAUGGUAAAGUACUGCACAAGCAAAGCCAUUAUUUCUCUUUAAUUGAAUGUGUGUGUGGGUAUUUUUCCUUGUUUUAGCCCUUCCCCUUUACUCUCUACUGUAGUUUUGAACCAAUUUUUCAUAUUUCUUCCCCAUCCCUUUAUUUGAAGCUUGAUGCCCUUCAUCCAUCCCACACAACAGUGGGAAAGAAGUGCUAAGUAGAUAUAUAUUUCAUUUAAAUACUCUAAGCCAAAUUUCCUAUUUUAAAUUUAAUACCACUGAAACAUCUUUCUGCAAUCAAUUUACCUAGUAGUACUUUUCUGUAUAUGGUUCACAAAGCUUCAUAUACUGGUCAUGAUUUUGCUGUCUUUUGAGAGGAAAAGAUGUUAACCCACUAACCACACCAUACCUGUAGUCUGUGGUCCUACCAGCUUGAGGGAGAUUAACUGCAUAAAGAUUAACCACACAUUUAAAAUGAAUAGAACGAGCAUGAUGAAGUGUACUCUGGUGCUAUAGUUGAACCUCCACUUUUGUUGCCGUAUUUUUGCUUAAAUUGAUAGGAAAUUUUGUGUUUUAUUUGGUGAACUAUGAAGAUCAUUCUGUAUUUGUUAUGGCCUUCUUGUUUGGAUUUUGUUUUCCAAAUUAUAUUUUCUGGAGAAGGUUGUGAGUGAGCCAGUGUUGCUUGGUGAGGUACAGUAAUGCCUAAUGUUGGUUGUGGACUUUGUACUUGAGGAAUACAAAUUAACAAAAACUUUACAGAUAACUCUUGGGAGAAAGUUAUGUUCAGUCUUGUUGUUUAGUUUGUAGAGGAGCUCUUUUGGUGUUUUUUUAAUACCAAUUAGUAAGUCUUCCUUAAUACAUUUUGCAGGGAUAUUUUAUAUGACACUUUUUUUAUACUGUAUUAUAUAUUUAGUAUAAUUACAAUCCAACACAAAGCCAACUUAGUUUUGUUAUGAACAGUAUUUCAGUAAUCCUAUUUUUCAGUUAGUACAAUAGUUUGCUAACAUCGGCAAGAACCAUUUAGUAAAGUGCCUUUUAUCUUGAAAAUUAAUUAUCUGUUCCUUAUCAUGGCAAUAUUUUUCUAGUCAUAUUUUGUCAAAAAGAAAUAUGUUUCUGCUUCAUAUUUUUAGUAAUUUGUGGAGUAGUGUAAAGUUAGUAGAGGUGGUGACCAUUUUCCCCAAUUUGUGUAAGAUUAGCUCAGCUGGUGACUAGCCCCCAUAGUAGCAUGCAAGACUAAACUUUCGUCCACUUUUUACUGACAUCAACAUGAAAGACUUUGAUUUUGACUUAAAUGUGAAAGAAUGAGAUUUGACCUUGACCAUAAUGGACUUGAUGGCUCGAGCAGAAUUUAUGUUGAGUUCGGUUGAUAUUCAUUGUUUGAGAAGGUACAGUAAUGGAGUUUCAAGAUUACAAAUAUUUUACAAUGCAUCACUCUCCUAUGUAUUGUAUUACUGGUUCAUUAUGGCAUCACUAUUAAUAAAAAUGCUGUAUUUCAUCACAUUGUCUCCAUAUAUAAAGAAAAAAUCCAUGUGUAGCUUCUGUUUCUAAAAUCACUUUACAGGUUUAUUUCACUGGGUUAAGGGGUGAGCUAGAGGUAGGCUCAGAGUGACAUGGAUUGUAAGAAAUGACCUCAGGGACAAGAACCUAUUGAGAGGGUGGCAAGCAGGGAGAACUACCAACCCACACAAGUGUGGAAAUGGCCUUAAAACGUUGGUUGUGAUGACAUUUCAUAAAAGGAAAUUUAAGAAAAUUUGCUGUCAUGUAUCAAAAAUAUUGAUUGUGAACAUUUAUGAUUAUAGUUUUGAAAAUUAUAUAUUACAACAAUAAUUAAUUAUUAUUUUGCACGAGUACUUGAUCAGUUGUAUAAUUUGUACGGGCUUUUAUUAUUUUACAAAAUGACGUCACAGAAUACAUGUACAGUAUUUUAUUUUCUGGAAUUACAAAGGCUGGGACUUUGACUUGACUAACCAGCCAACCUUGGGCUUGGAUUGCCUUGUGUCUGACUUGGACAUGGAUGUGGUCAAUAACUACAACUCUGACGAUUACUUACAUAUAGUUAAGGUAGUGACUUACCCCACUAUUGGUGUUUAGUGGAGGUGAUGACUAUAUUCCUCCUUAGUUUAGAAGUGAUACAGAUGGUGGCCACAUUCCUCUACUUCCUUUGUAACUAGUUUCCUCACGCAAUCAUAUUUAUCCCUAAUUUAUUAAAGGCUGCUUCAGUACCAGUCACUUCAUUUGUAAUUACAACUUGACUUUCUUCCAUCCUUUUGGCUUAUUUUUUAUUUACCGGUAAAUUUUCUUGAAUAAAAAAGCAUCUCCCUUUCUUUUAGCUUCAAUCACUUGGCAUAGUCACUCAGAUUUUCAAGGUACUGUACUCACAAAAACACAACAAUGAAAUGUCCUUGCUUAGUGGAUACAGUUUCUAAUAAUAUUGGUAUAGUUGUGCACGUUGAUGGGUUAAGCGUCAUAAUCAUUUACUAAAGAUUUCUUGACAUAGUAAAUCCUGCAGUAAUUAUAUUUUUAUGUACUUAAUGCUAUUAUAUGACCAUUUUAAUAUGAGAUAACGUGUAAUACUUAAAUCAACUUUCAUACAGCAUUAUACUGUACUUUCUUUUUUAUUUGUCUUGCAGUGACAGAAUUUAAGUUAAUGGAACCACAUAGCUGAAUGAUUUCCACCUCUUUCUUUAUACUGUCAUUGCAUAGUUUUACCAAUUCUUAAUAAAUUUCACAUUAUAAGUAUUGCUCAUGAGACUAGAGAAUAAAUGAGUUGUCCCAAGAACUCGGCAAAUAUCAUAGUGUACUUGGUUUUACAGCAGAAGAUUACAGGAGGCAAAGAAAAAAUGGCAGAGUAAUUUGCAUAUCCUUAAAGAAGGGGAUAGAAUAAUGGGAACUUGGGAGUGGUUUUAAUUUGCUCGUCUAUCUACUGAUUGUGUGGCGUCGUGUGCUUUUCAGGCAUGUCACUCGUUUCCUUUGAUGUACAUAACGUAACCUUUCCCAAAUUAUAGUUAAAAAUACAUGCAGCCUUUUGCCUUUUCAUACAUUUGUUGUAAGUAUAGUUGAAGAUUUGGAAUUCCACCCUUUAUGACCUGAGGGUUUAUCUGUAAACUGCCAUGUUUGAUCUAACUAUUUUGGCAAGUUCUUGUGCUACAGGUGCAAAUGAUGAGUACGUUUACGAGUGUAUGAUUGAAUAUGAGCAAGUUGGUUAGGGCUUCAAGGUAUAUUUAAGUUGUAAAUAGUUUUUUAUGGUUUCAGUAGAGAGAGAACUUCUCAUUGACUGAUGGUUUGAAAGGUAAGUGUGGAGACCUCCAAUAACCUCAAUUCAACACAAUCAGUCAGUCAUGCAGAUAAUACUAAACUCAGAGGAACAAUGUCUUAAGUGUUUUUUCCAGUUUAAGGAACAAUGUAUAGGUUGGGAGAAAGUUAACUAAGGCUCCUUCUUACAGGGCUGAAUAUAGUUACCAUGGUUACAGUUAACCUUGUAAGUUAAGAGGUUUAGCUCACUUUGGGACUACCUAUUGAACUGUGUUGGCUUAAGCCAUGAGAUGUAUAUUUCACGAUAUGUAAUGUAACACAAUAUUUUUCUUUGAAGAGAUUCAUCGAGUUUUGUUUUUCUUUAUCGUGUCGGGAGAACGAUCCCCGGUAAAUCUCCGGUAAGAACAAUUUUGUCAGUUGCGUUUCAAAAUGGAGGAUGUUGUCCAGUUUUUCAUCAGUCUCACGUAACACUGUCAUGGUUGUGUUUCUCCUUAAUGCAUGUUCUGUAUACACUCUUCUUAUGAACUACCAAAGCUUAAACUACCAAUGAAGCUUAUUUGUACCUGGUUCAAUAAUUAAUUUAGAAUGAAAAAAUAAAAUACAAAAUUUGAAUCAUGCAGGUGAUGGCUAUACUGGACAGCAUUUUUAUUUUUAAUGACCAGGGAAGGGACGUAUGAUAGCUUUUGUUUAUUAAAGAGUACUAGGGUAAUGUGAGUACAAAAAUGCUUUUAUUGCCCAAGACUUUCAAAAUUUAAUGUAAAAAUAAACUUGAUUAUCAAUAUUCUGCUUAACCCCUUUAAUGUAAUGAAUAAUCCUGCAGGUUUGUCAUAAUAGCCAUUUUUUCAUGCACUUCAGGUGUUAGGAGCAUAUGACAACAUUGCUGCUGCUGUUAUUUUGGAAAAGAAAAAAUUUCAAUAUUUAGAAUGCUCUCCAAUUUUAAACACCUCUGCUAUCAUGUGUUGAAGAAUACUGUUCACUCUGUCUUUUCCUGAGCUAGCAACACUAGUGGGGAUGAAAAUUUGGCACCAUGAAGAAGUGUUUGAGGCUUAAAUAGGAAUAGAGUACAAGGGGUUAAACUAAAUGAUGGAUGAUGAAGGCAUUGGUGUGCUCCCUGUGUUGUGGUGCUGCUCCUCACAGUUCUUACUGAUUCAUCUUUUGAUUUCUUGCUUCACUUAAGAGGCUGUGCCACUGUAAAUUGCAUUGAUUCCGCUUUCUUCAAUAUAUCUUCUGCCAUUGCAUUGGUAUUUAGUGAUUGAAAUUUUAGUUCUUGAUAGCCGGUCAUUUAAUAGAAUGCAGAUAUAGCAUGUGCAGCUUUUUAAUGUAGUUUCCAGGGAACUAAAUGCCACACAAUUUGAAGCUUGCUAUAAAGAUUAAUUAUUAUAGUUUGAUGUAAUCAACAAUGCAAAUGAUGUUUUUUCUUUUUGCAUGUUUUGCUGUAAUCAGAGCUUUAUUGAAAAGAGUGAAUCAUGCGCACUUGUUAGUAGUUCUGAACUAUCCACUUUCUUCCUUGGUCAUAUCCAUUGUGAUAGGUUUAGAACGGGAACCGAGUACCUGGAGAUUUAUCUAAGGUUUGUAUAAAAAAUUCUUACCCAAAAAUUACUCAAAAAAAUUAACAGCGAGGCGCAGACUCCGAUCUGGCCCGAAUAACCAGCAGUCACUGCCAAGAUGUAGAAAAUUCGGCCUGUCGUCUCCAACAGUGGGAACUGGGCUUGAAGUCUGAGAUAAGUACUGCAGAGUUAAAACUAAAGUUACGGAGUAAGAAUUUAAUGUAUUAUAUGUUUUGUCUGUGCAUAAGCCACCAAUGUUAUAUGUUUAAUGAAUAAUUUUGUCUGUCACGCUGUUAUUAGCUGUUUAUGUGCAAAUGAUAUAUACUGUUCAAGAGAUGUUUGGUAGGAUAGUGACAGUCAUUUUGAUACAUCAAAUUGAAUUCCUGUUAAUUUUCUUGAACAGCAUCUGCAUUCUCCAGAUCCUCCACUAGCUCACAGAACAUGUUGAUGUCACUACAAAUCUUGAUUCGACUAUUGACAUACCAGAUUAAUGAUUAAUAUAAGCAUAAAGUAUCCCUCUGCCUCUUGUGAACCACAAGCAUCUGUCUUUACCAAUAUUGCAAGUUCCAUUCCAUGAGUUUUAUUUUAAUUAGACUGCGGAAUUCCACACUAGCCCUCUUAAUGGCUAUCCCCCCUGCUUCAAAGAGUGUGCGUGCCAGGUUGAAUUUUUUUUGUAUUAGUUUGCUGUUUAUAUUGAAUCGAAUCAUUUUUUAAUAAACAUGGUGAAAUCCUU
Messenger RNA from Homarus americanus (American lobster), 10977 nucleotides. RefSeq lists its product as uncharacterized. The record is from RefSeq and is a predicted model, not a curated record. The transcript has 11 exons. Lineage: Eukaryota; Metazoa; Arthropoda; Malacostraca; Decapoda; Nephropidae. Bases 208 to 2820 code for a protein of 870 amino acids.